This is a messenger RNA of Pogoniulus pusillus (Red-fronted tinkerbird), 4442 nucleotides long. RefSeq names its product unconventional myosin-VIIa-like. Gene Ontology annotation, molecular function: protein binding; protein serine/threonine kinase activity; microfilament motor activity. Gene Ontology annotation, biological process: peptidyl-serine phosphorylation; regulation of actin filament length. The transcript is spliced from 30 exons. The record is from RefSeq and is a predicted model, not a curated record. NCBI's taxonomy places the organism in Eukaryota, Metazoa, Chordata, Aves, Piciformes, Lybiidae. Gene Ontology annotation, cellular component: myosin complex. The coding region runs from base 15 to 3224 and encodes 1069 amino acids.
GCGGCGUGGUCUCAAUGGGGGAGCGUGGUCCGCUGGCGGGGGCGGAUGGGAACUUGGCGGCACUGGCGGAGCUGGACGAGGCGGUACUCCUAGACGGGCUGCGGGAGCGGUUCCUGCGGCAGCAGGUCUACACUGACAUCGGGGACAUCCUCAUCGCCAUGAAUCCCUUCCAGCCCCUGCCGCUCUAUGGGAGAGAGGUCUCCGAGCGGUACCGACACCACGAGAAAGGCACGCUGCCGCCCCACAUCUUCGCCGUGGCCAGCCGGGCCUACCACGCCAUGCUGGGCCGCGGGGGUGGCGGGCCCCGGAGCCAGUGUAUCGUUAUCAGUGGAGAGAGUGGUGCAGGAAAAACAGAGAGUGCGAAGCUAUUGUUGCAGCACAUAAUGAACCUAUGCAAAGGCAACUCUCAGCUGGAGCAGCAGAUCCUUCAGGUAAAUCCAUUGCUUGAAGCUUUUGGCAAUGCCCAGACUGUGAUGAAUGACAACAGCAGCCGCUUUGGAAAGUACUUACAGCUGCGUUUCCAGAAGAACACAGUGCAAGGUGCAAAGCUGAGUGAAUACCUGCUGGAGAAGUCACGGGUAGUACAACAAGAUGCUGGGGAGAGGAAUUUCCAUAUAUUCUACUACAUGUUUGCUGGGCUUUCUUCAGAGGAAAAGGAGAUGUAUGGGCUCUUGGAUCCUUCACUUUACAGGUACAUAAGUGGACAGUACGGUACACAGGAGGUAGCACAGCGCUGGAAGCACAAAUACCAAGAGGUGUGCAAUGCCCUUGACAUGGUGGGCUUCCAAGAACAGGAGCAAGUGGACAUGCAAGUUAUCUUGGCUGGUGUGUUGUCUCUGGGCAACGUGACCUUUGUCCCUGAGGAAAGCAAUGGAUCUGUAAAAGUGAGUGAAGCCUCCCAAGGAUGGCUGAAAGCUGCAGCGGGUCAGUUUGGAGUCCAAGAGGAUGAACUGUUGAAAUGCCUUGUGUGUACGAUGUCAGUGACCCGAGGUGAGCAGAUUCAGCGUUUUCACACCCAGCAGCAGGCAGAAGAUGCUCGUGACUCCAUUGCAAAGGUGGCAUAUGGACGUGUAUUUGGCUGGAUUGUUUGCAAGAUCAAUGAGCUGCUGGCUGAGAAUGUGGAUCCUCAGGUAGAGCUGAGUGAGAUAGGCAUCUUGGAUAUUUUUGGGUUUGAAAAUUUUGCAGUGAACCGUUUUGAACAGCUUUGCAUAAACUUGGCCAAUGAGCAGCUGCAGCACUUCUUCAACCAUCACAUAUUCCAGCUUGAGCAGGCUGCUUAUAAGGAGGAAGAACUACCUUGGGAGACUAUCCCUUUCAACAACAACGAACCUGUUCUGAAUCUGCUUCUGGCCAAACCACUUGGGCUGCUGUCCCUUCUAGAUGAGCAAAGUGCUUUCCCUCAGGCAACUGAUAAGACAUUUGUGGAUAAACUAAACAGCAGCUUCAAGGGGAACUUGUACUUCCAGCCAGGACGAGGCCGUGUUUUGGGCUUCAGCAUCAUCCACUAUGCUGGGAAAGUGCAGUAUACUGCUGGAGGCUUUCUGGAGAAGAACAGGGACACCUUGCCAGCCAGCAUCCGUGGACUCUUCAUCAACAGCGUCACACCUUUGCUCAGCGUGCUCUUCACAGCCACAAUCUCCAGGACAGGGACACUGAUGCCUCAUGUGAAAGCCAAGGUCGUAGCAGGAGCAGACAACAAGUUCAACAGCACACGUAAACAGUCUGCUGGAGCUCAGUUCCGGCAUUCUUUGAUGGUGCUCAUGGAGAGGAUGUAUUCUGCUAACCCACACUUUGUGCGCUGUAUAAAGCCCAACAGCAAGAAGGAGCCAGGUGUGGUGGACAGCCAGCUGGUACUGCAGCAGCUCCGGUACAAUGGCCUGCUGGAGACAAUCCGCAUCCGAAGAGAUGGUUUCUCCUGGAGACCCACGUUUGAGGAAUUUGUUGAAAGAUAUGGGAUUAUUCUAGUUAAACCAAAUGUUUCCCUCACAAAAGAAAGCUGCUUGGAGAUACUGCAAAGUACAGAGCUGUCGGGCUGGAUAUGUGGAAAAACACGACUUUUCUUUAAAUAUUGGCACCAGGAAGAGCUGGCAAAGUAUGUGGGGCAGCUGGAAAGAGCAGCGGCUGUCAUACAGAAAGUUUUCAGGGGGUUCAGGUGCAGGAAAAAUUACCUAAACCUGAUGGCUGAGCUGAGAGCUCAGGCACAGCAUCUACAGGAGGAAGCAGAGAAAGAAAGAAGCCAGCGGCUGGCAAUGGAAGCAGAGGCACAGAAAAAGAUCUCGCUUCCAGUCCCCAUGCCACGAAAGAGACACCUUCACCCUCAUCUCUCUUCUUCCAGUAAGGAAACAAAGCCACCAGUGCCACGGCCACGCAGCAAACUAACAGAGUCCACUCCUUUUGAUAAUUUUUUGGACCCUUCUGCACCUCACCCUGCUCUGAGGACAGAGGGACAGCCUGGAGAAGAGGCAAUAAUGAGAAAACUGAAGAGAGGAGAAACUAUUCGCUGGUUCAAAGAGACACAGGCCAAGAAGGUCGUGCAGGAUGAUGGAGCCUUCCCAAGCUGGUUGCGUGGGAUGAUCAGUCGGAGGGAAGCGGAAAACUUGCUGAAGGACAAGCCUUUGGGUUGCUUCCUCGUUCGGAUCAGCCAGAGCCGGCCGGGUUACACCUUGACAUACAAGGGUGAAGGCCGCUGCAGACACUACAUGGUUCAGAUGCAGCCUAAUGCACGCUACAUCAUCCUGGGUGAGGACCGGGCUCACGCCUCGCUCACCGAACUGGUUGAGUACCACCAGACUGUGGGCAUCAAGCCCUUCAUGGAGUUACUGACUGUUCCUUGUGAGCAGAAAAGUGAGAAUUUGGAUUGCAAAGAUCUGGAGUGCCUCACACUGGAUCCAUCAGCAGCCAAGAGGGAGGCCCCUCCAGAGCAGCAGCCCUGCUCCUCCAUGCCUUCCACCUGCAAGCCUGCUGUGCAGUCAGGAGCAGUGAAGGCUCUCAAACAUGUGUGGCUGAGGAGGAGCAAGAACUUGCAAAAUAAGCAGAGCUUUAACAAAAACAAUACACAGACAAGCUCAGGCAAGAAGAGAGGCAGCCUACAAGCCUUCCCUCGCCUCCACACUUCCAUACGCCGGGCAAUGCAGGAAAUCCAGCAGCUCCCUUCUGCUCCCCUGAAGACCUCUGUACAGACUUGUUGUCUACCUGCUAGCACUGAUGAUGUAGAGCCCCAGUGACACGGUCAAAGCUGCUCAGCUCUGCCCUCUCCCAGUGCUGCCAAGAGAACAUACACAAACAGACAGUGGCCUUUUUUUCUUUAUUAUUUUUUUUUCUUUAUACUUUUUCUGCACCCAACUGGACUUGUGCCUUUAGAUAGGACUGCUGCAGAAACUUAACUUUCAUCAGCACUCAGCCAGUCUGCACUACCUGGACCAGUUGUACCCUGGCAGAGGGGAGACAAAGGAACAGUCAGUCUGCACAGACCUGCCAUGCCUGGCAGCCUGUGUGUCCGUACUUCGGUGUUCCUGGGGACCCUCCACCUCGCACUGUUAAUAGUCACAAAGUGGGUAUCUACCAACAGCCUGUUCUCUUGCAGAACAAGUUGCACCGAUUUUCUACCUCUUUCUUUUCAAGCCCUCCAUUUGUUUUGGUCCUAUGUAUCUGCUGCUCAAGGUGCUAAGGGAUGCUGAGCUUGGGCAGUGGGGAGUGAAACUGGUGUGUCUAUAUAGAAUCACUUAGGUUGGAAGGGACCUUAGAGAUCAUCCAAGCCAACCUCCCUGCCAUGGGCAGGGACACCUCUCAAUUAGACUCAAGGCCUCAUCCAACCUGACCUUAACCAACCACAGGGAGGAGGCAUCCACAACCUCCCUGGGCAGCAACCCAUUCCAGAAUCUGAUCCAGAAUCUGAUCACCUUGGUGCUGCAGAACUAAGAUCUAAACUUAACUCUCCUUGAGCUUUAAACCAUUUACCCUUGUUCUAUUGCUAGACAUCCUAUGAAAAGUCCCUCUCCAGCCUUCCUGUAGGAUCCUUUCAGAUGUUGGAGGGCAACUAUGGGGUCUAUUAUGGAGUCUUUAGGCUGAACCACAUCAGCUCCCUCAGCCUAUCCUCACAGCAGAGAUGUUUCCAGCACUUGGACCAUCUUUGCGGCCCUCUAGGGGCCACUGCUGAGUGCAGGAGCACUUGAACAACAGCUGAAACAAGGGGCAAGAUCUUUCUGCAGAAGAGAGUUCUGCCCUUGCGUCAGUGCACUGGCACACUGUUUCUCAAUCCUUAGCCAGUGCUCAAGUUGGAGUAUCAUUGCUGCAACCACCUUGGUCAUCUUAUUUGGAAUCACUCUAAGUCAGGGCUGGACAAGAUGUUACUUUGCACUGAGGAUAGAGGGCUUGCAACAUACAAGACCAUGUUACUCGUUAUGUGUUUUCUGCCUUUUGAAAUAAAUCUAUUUUCAUUGAAA